AUGCCACGCUUAACCCAUGUUACGCCUCCCCUCGCCACCCCUCUCCACCCCUCUCCACUCCUCGUCACCCAGGUGUGUCAGACGCCUCUCCAUCUCGCCGUGGCGGAGGGGCACCUCGAGGCGCUCCGCUUUCUCCUGGACUGGAGGGGGCAGUGCGGCGGGGCAGAAGUGAAAGCAGACGUGGAAGCGCGGAACAUGUUCGGCGAGACCCCUGUGCACGUGGCGGCCAAGAGCAGCAACGCGGAUGCCAUUCGGCUGCUGCUACGAGCAGGCGCACUGGCGGACGUCGCUGCCACGAACGGCAUGACUCCUCUUCAUCUCGCCGUGUGGCCUGCUGUCCAAUCUGCUAGUAGCAACACUGGCAGCGACACUGGUAGCAACUUCAACUGCAGCAUUGCCGCCCAUCCGCCUAGCAAGCCGCUAGCCACAGCAAAAUCAGCACCUGAAGCGACACCUGGGCCAGCAAAGUCACCUGAAUCGGCACCUGGAUCACAGCAGCUAGCGCAGCAGCAGCAGCAGCAGCAGCAGCAGCACCUGACGCAUAAAGCAGAUCUGGCAGUCUCUCCCUCUAAACCAUCUCCAUUGCGCCACUCCCAAGGGGAACUCUCCCCCAAACCACUCUCCCCAGGGGAGCUCUCCCCCCGACCACUCUCCCCCUGCUCCCCUCGUCCGCUCUCCCCCCUGCCCCUCUCCCCUCGACUGCUUUCCCCGAGCGCCUAUGGUUCGGCCUUCCCCACCUGCCCGCCACCCACACCAUCGUCGCCCACCAGUUUCGACUCCCUGCCUGCAGCUGCUGCUGCCUCUGCUUCUGGUUCUGCUGCUGCGGACGGGUGUAUGCUCUCCCCGUCCGCUGCUGCUGCUGCUGCUGCUGCUGCUGCUGCUCCUGGUGCUGGUUGUUCUGGUGUAAAUGGUGGUGGUGCUGCUGGUGGAGUGAAGGGUGGUGGCAGCAGGGAGUGUGGUGGGGGAGUGGUGGCGGCUGUGGCAGUACUGCUAGAAGCCAAUGCAGACCCGUGUGCUGUUGAUAAGGACGGCAACACGCCCAUGGCGCUGCUUCCCAGCCGAGCCACGAGGUGCUCUGUGUGCCGGGAGGUGCAGGCACUGCUGCAACGACACAUCAGCAGGCGAACGAGGCUGCAGGCUGAACUGGCGGUGCAUAGAGCAAAGCUGGUAAUGGAUCAGCUAGAAAAGGAGCUAUCCUCGUUAGUAGGCCUCCACUCGUUAAAGCAGCAGCUAAGGACAUGGGGAAAGGGUCUCCUACUGGACCAAAGGCGCCGGGCACUUGGGCUGCCCGUCCCUCCCCGCCGCGCCCCACACAUGGCUUUUCUGGGCAGCCCGGGCACCGGAAAAACAACCGUGGCGCGGGUGCUUGCCCGGAUGCUGGCGCUGGUGGGUGUUUUACCCUUGAAUAAGGUUAUAGAGGUGCAAAGAACGGAUUUAGUUGGGGAAUAUGUGGGGCAUACGGGUCCGAAAACGAGGAGGAAGAUCGAGGAAGCAGAAGGAGGGAUUCUGUUCGUCGAUGAGGCGUAUAGGCUCAUGCCGUGUCAAAGGAGUGAAGAGAAAGACUAUGGGAUAGAGGCUUUGGAGGAGAUUAUGACAGUGAUGGAUUCGGGGAAACUGGUGGUGAUUUUUGCGGGGUAUGCGGAGCCGAUGCAGCGGGUUUUCGAGGCUAAUGAGGGGUUUAAGAGGAGGGUUACUAAGUGUUUUACUUUUGAUGAUUUGAGCCCGAGGGAGAUUGCCAGGGUGAUGCUGCUGAAGAUGGGGUAUGGUCAGACGGGGGAACAGAGGAGAUUGGGAGGUGCGGAGAAGCCGAGUUGUGAGAAUUCUCGCCCUGAGGAGGAGACGCGGAUUCAGCAGAAGGGGGGUGUGUCUGGGGGACAGAGGGAGCAGACGUAUCUAAGGGGAGAGAUGCAAUGGGGAAGUAGCAAGACUGGGGAGCGAGUGGAGGAGCGAAGGAAGGAGGAGAUGGAGCCACACGGGAAGCAGCGGGAUGCAGGGGCGGAUGAGAGGAAGGGAGGGGGACAGGGCGAGGAGUGUAGCAGUCUGGGUGGGAGGGGGAUGGCAUGUGACUGUAACGAGCGGUGUGGUAACCGCAGCAGCUGUGCGGCUUCGGAUGGCAGCAUCAGGAACGGCAGUGAUGGGCCGGCAGGAGGCGGAGGGAGUAUGCCCUGUGUAGCUGAUGGUUCCAUCAAGCAGCAACUGCAAGGAGAGGAAGUGGGGAAAUGGCCGGUUGGAGUGGAGGCGGGUGGAAGAGGAGGGGAUUUUGCGGAUGGAAGCAGUGGCAUUACCAAUGAGAGCGGGAGUGGGAGUGGGAAUGGGAGCGGUGGGAGCAAGGAGGAGAUUGAAGCUGCAGAUGACACGGACAUGUCUCCGCUUACUGGCUUCAGGCUCCACUCCUCGUGUUCAGAAGAGGCAUUGGCAGAGGCGAUCGUAGCACACACGACAGCGAAGCAGCGCAAGGAGAGGAACGGAGGCAUGGCGGUGCCGGUGCUGCUGGAUGCCCGGGAUCAUCUGGACCUGCGGCUGCCCCUCGACUGCUGCUGCGAGGACGAGCUGAUGACAAUCCACAUGCACGACAUUGAAGCUGCUUUAGGGAUGCUGCCACCGUGA
Closterium sp. Naga37s-1 is the source of this 2607-nucleotide messenger RNA. NCBI's taxonomy places the organism in Eukaryota, Viridiplantae, Streptophyta, Zygnematophyceae, Desmidiales, Closteriaceae. The record is from the annotation of a GenBank genome assembly.